Messenger RNA from Rotaria sp. Silwood2, 3114 nucleotides. NCBI's taxonomy places the organism in Eukaryota, Metazoa, Rotifera, Eurotatoria, Philodinida, Philodinidae. The record is from the annotation of a GenBank genome assembly.
AUGUUUAUCGACGACGAAGUAGCAUUACGAGAAUGGCUCGUUGCAACACUCGAACCAUUAUGCGAUGCUGAACCAAUCGCUUUAGCUCGUUAUGUUCUUGCUCUCGUUGCUAAAGAUAAACCAUUAGAUAAAUUACGUGAAAAUUGUAUUGAUCGACUUGAAGUUUUUCUUGAUCGAGCAACGAAAGAUUUUGUUGAUCAAUUAUUUGAUGUUAUUCGGAAUGGACGCUAUAUUCCUGAAGCAAAAAAAGUUGAAAAUGUUCAACCAAAAGCAAGUGAAGUAAAUGAAGAUAAAUCAGGUGAAUCAUCUGAAAUAGUUGAACAACAAAUUUCAGCAUCGCCAGCAAAACAGGAAAAUGAACAACAACAAAUUCCAUCAACUUCUCAAACAACAUCACCAUCUGAACAUUCAAUAAGUACACAACAACAAUCAUCUGGAGCUAUAAUUCAACCUGUUAAAAGACGUUAUUCAUAUCGUUCAUCAUCAAAUCGUCAUCAUUCACCAAAUCCACGUCGACAUGUGAAUACAAGUAGUGGUGGUGCUAAUCGUCAUCAAAUAGCAUCACAUUAUCGUCAAACAACAAAUUCAAAUAAUCAACGUUCACAUCGUUCAUCAUCACGCUCGCGUUCUAUAUCACCACCACCAGCUAAACGUACACAACGUUCAUAUUCACAUUCAUCAACCGGUUCAUCAUCACGUUCAUCACCAUCACGUCAAACAAAUAUAAUUCAUCCACCAUUAACAACAAAUACAAAUUUUUUAUACAAAAAAAUUCCAUGUAGUGACUUUUUUGAAAAUAAAGGUUAUUGUGCUCUUGGUGAUUCAUGUCCAUAUGAUCAUGGUACAAAUGCUGUGGUUUUCGAACAACAACAACAACAACAACAACAACAACAACAACAACAACAACAACAACAACAACAGCAACAGCAACAGCAACAACAGCACCAGCAGCAACACCAACAAGCAGCUUAUUAUCCACCUUAUCAACAAUAUGGAAUGCCACCACCUCAUCUUCAUCCUCAUUAUCAUGAAUAUAAUCCUGAAGCACCUGAUUUAAAACAUGGACCACAUCCAGCUCCACCAAUAUUUAUGAGACACCCGAUGCAUCAUCAUCCACGUAUGCAAGGACCACCAUUACCACCGGGACAACCUCAACCAUCUCAACAACAGCUAAUGAUCAAUCCACAACGUACACUUGUUACUGUGGUUACGAAUGCUGAACCAUUACCACUUGAACAAAAAAUGCGACAAAAUGAUAUAAUGGGUAUGUCGUCCAGUGGCCCUAUUCCUCCUGUGAUUCACACGAAACGACAUGUUACUACUGGACUUUAUCCAAGUGAUCGACGAAUACAACAACAUGAACAUCCAUCGAAUAACGAUUCAAAUAUUAAUACUAAUACUACUAUUCCAACUAAUAAUAGUAAUAGUAGUCAUUCUAAUACUAAUAAUGGAUAUACUAAUCGAGGAUGGAAACGUCCAUGGCAAAAACCUGAUGGAUCUGGAUCAGCGCCAGCAACACUUGAAAUACGUAAAAUUCCCGUUGAAUUUAAUACUAUUUCAAAAUUAAAUGAACAUUUUAGUAAAUUUGGUACUGUUACUAACGUUCAGAUUGCUUAUGAUGGAUCACCUGAUUCAGCUCUUGUCGCAUAUGCAACAUUACAUGAAGCUGAAACAGCAUAUAAAAAUCCUCAACCAUUGUUUAACAAUCGUUUCAUUAAAAUAUUUUGGCAUAACAGUAAUAAAGGACAAGCUUCUGGUAACAAUAACAAUAAUUCAAAUCAAUCAACACAACAACAACAACAGCAACAGAAACCAUCAUCAACUGAUGUCACAUCAACAACAAAGUCAACAUCAAAUGCCCCUAAUCCAAUGAAACGUCAUUGGAUGAAAAUGCAACAAUUAUCAGGAAAUAAAUCUGAACAAAGUACAAUACCAACAAAUAAACCUGAAGAAACAAAAACUACUCCUCAACCAACUUCAACCCCAGCUACAGUACCAAAUCCACCACCAUCAAAUAAACCAAUCGUAUUACCAUCAUCAAAAAAAACCAGUAUACCAUCAUCAACAAUAACAAAAAAGGAUGCAGUAAAAAAAGCAGCUUUCGAAAUUCACUGUAAAAAACAAGGUUUAUUAGAAGAACAAAUUCAACAACAAAAAUUACUUUUAAAAAAACUUGAAACAGCUGAAACAAAUGCUGAAAAAGAAUCAAUACGUGCUUUAAUGAAACAAGUUGAUACAACAGUUGUUACGCUUAAAGAUUCACUUCGUUUAACAUCAUCAAUUAAAUCAUCAUCAACAACAGUACCCACAAAACCAACGAUAACACCACCACCGCCAACAGCAGCAACGACUAAAAUUAGUCAACAAGAUGUUCUUAAACAACGUGAAAAAACAUUACAAAAACAACUUGAAACUCUUAGAGCUAAAACAUCAGCAGAUAUGCGUCGUGCCAUGAGUAAUACACUAGGUCAAUCGUCAUUAAAUUUUACUAAUGUUCUCAAUGAAAGUGAUCCUACAAUAAAAUCAUCAGCAAAUGAUGCAUUAAAAUUUAUCGAACAAAGGCAACAACAAAUUCUAAUUAAAAAUAUAAAGGAUUUACCAAGAAAUGAAUUAGAAGAGUUUCUUAAGAAAUCUGGAGCUAUAAAAAUUCAAUCGAAUGAUGCGGAUAAUUCAUUACUUGUUAUAUAUUCUUCAACAGCUGAUGUUGAUAAAGUACGAAAAAAUGGAUUAACAUUUAAAGAUCGUAAUCUUGAUAUAGAUUUUAAUGAAGAUUCAUCAUUGAAUAUUAGUGGUAAAAAAAGAACAUUAUCUGAAACAAUGGAAGAUGAAUUACUUGGAGCAACAUCAAAUGAAAUAACUAAUAAUAAUGACGAUGAUGAUGAACCAGAAACAAAACGAAAAAAUCAAAAUCAAACAAGUGAUGUUGAAGAAAAUGAAGAAGUUGAUGAAUAUGGUGAUGAAGAAGAACGUUUAUUAGCUGAUUGUGAAAAGUCAACCGAUGACAAUGCAACAAAACGUACAAAUCUUUCAUUUGAUAAUAAUGAUGAAUCAAAUCAACAAUAUGAAUUCGAACCUAAUGAUCUUGUUGAUGAAAUUCAAUUACUCGAUUCUUGA